AUGGCCUCCAUUGCCAAAAACAAUGCCUUCGGCAUGAACAGCCCAAGCUGGAACGUCCCCUUUCCCAACGGCAACCUGACCGCAGCUGAGGUUUUGGCCUACCUUCCGCAUUGGCUGAAGUCCAUCGAUGUUGUCGACCGCUUUGUUUCACACGGCGCGAAGGCUGGCCACCUCGCCGCUAUGAUCAACGAGUUUAGAGAUCAGCCAUUAGGUCAAGAAUUCAAGCCGAACUCCGCUAUGGUCAUGAUCCAGUACGCCAUGCGACGCGCGGGCUAUAAAAACUGGACUUUUGGUGCGCACUUGGGGUACGAGCGCGAGAUCCCGAGACCUGAAGACGACCUUAGCGUAACGGGGUUCCGUACACCGAACCGUACCCACCCUAAAGUUGUCAUGACUGCUACACCUGAGAAAACCAAGGUCAACCAGGAUUGUGCGCCGCUGGACUUCAAGGCUCUUGCGUUACACGUGAAGGAACAUCCAUCUGGUGAUGACGCACUUGACCUUACCCGCUGUAUACGAUACGCCAUCGAGCACGAAGAAGAAGCGUGGCUCUUCCCCACUGACUUUCAGCGUCUCAUCAUUCACCUCGGCGGUCCGCUCACCGUCACUCACGCUCACCACGAUAGACAAGUGUUCGCUCGUCACAACAACUACGUUUUUUCACCCGCCAAGUCCAUACCUGGUAAGGGUCAGGCUCACAACAGUAAGGUUAGAACUCCGCGCAACAGUAAGAGAAGCUUCGUUCCCGGCAUCGAUUCGGUUGCUAUGUCAAGGUCAGCGACACCACUGAAGCGUACUGCAGAGGGUCUGGGGAAGGUGCUGGAUGGCAAUAAGAGGAGGAGCGGCAGGCUUGUCGGCAAGCAGAUCAACUUCACUGAAGAGCCUGAAGUAGAUAUCGCGGACAUUGACUACUCCAACUCGCCCUAUAGCACUCCCGCCAAGAAGCGGAAGCUGUCCUGUCUACCGCCCACUCCCAAAUCAUCCGCCGAAGAUGACGAUUUCGUAGAAGAUGAGUCAGAGCCUGAUGACGAAGUUCCCGGGGAUGAUGCGAGUGACGUUGAAGAGGCUGUUUCACCCGUCCGUACAGCGCGCAGUCGCCUUGCAGCGCGUAAGGCUAGAUUCAACAUCAAAGCUGCUUUCGUACCUGAGCGACGCCCCUUGAAGCUCAAAGUUCCUAGUAUCGGACCGUCACCUCAGAAAGCCAAGCCAGAGCGAGAGGUGCCCUCAUACAUGACCACCGAUGUCGCUCCGGACGUCAUGGAUGCCGCCCGAGAGUAUCUCAACCGUGAACCCAUCCAUCUCAUUCCUCAUAUCCUCUCCGAUGAUCGCCUCAGAAUCGAUGACUACAGUAUCUAUCUCUACUCCUCUCCCCCACACACUUCGAUGGCAGCAAUGUACGCAUCUGCUUACGACUACGCCCGCUUUGACGGUCCCCGCCGCCAUGCCCCGUUCCGCGAGCUCCACCUGCUAAGUCAGCCUCACCCAAAGGACACAAGUGACUGGGCGGAGAACAUCCGCUGGGCCAAGCAGCAAUUUGCUAUGUUUGGCAGCCUCUGGACGGAAUAUGACUACUUCCUUGAGUGCAUUACUGCGCAUAGGCAUGAGAUUGGAUGGGUCAGCGAGGAGGUGAUUACGGAGGGUAUGUGA
Messenger RNA from Alternaria atra, 1647 nucleotides. RefSeq lists its product as uncharacterized. The transcript is spliced from 3 exons. The record is from RefSeq and is a predicted model, not a curated record. Bases 1 to 1647 code for a protein of 548 amino acids. NCBI's taxonomy places the organism in Eukaryota, Fungi, Ascomycota, Dothideomycetes, Pleosporales, Pleosporaceae.